Molecule: messenger RNA, 1421 nt
Organism: Sycon ciliatum
Lineage: Eukaryota; Metazoa; Porifera; Calcarea; Leucosolenida; Sycettidae
Exons: 5
Coding region: 280-1197 (305 amino acids)
Source: RefSeq, a predicted model, not a curated record
AAGUACAGUCAUUGUACGGCCCACACUCGUACUCAGCCUCAGGUACUGAGGUCGUGAGGGCUGAGCUGAGGUAGCUGCAAUACCAUACUAUUACUAGCUCCUUCUCUAGUUUAGUUGGACUAAAACUAUCUAUGCAGCUUGAAAUUUCCUUUCUCCUUCAAGUUAGUUAGCAAAAUAUCGGCGCCACGUACACCUCCGUGGCAUAUAUAUUGCUGAAGACAGCGACUUAUUUUAUCAAGUCAAAUCAUUUCUGGCGAAUACUGAUGCAUUGUGAUUAGCAUGUUGGUCCAGUGGCUUCUCUGUUGGUCACUGUUGGCAUUCUUGUGCCUCCAUGUGGCCGCUCAGUACCACCCAGAAGGCAGGCCUGACCCUCCAGGUACUCCCAAGAGAACCAAGACAAAGUACAGUGCAGUACCAGAGGAAGCUAAUUAUCUGAAAUGUGACGUGUGCAAGAAAUCCGUACGAGUUUUGUUUCAAACGGUGGCGGAGCAGCAGCAAACCCGCAAAAAGAAAAAGAAGAUGACGGAAGAGGAAAUUCUGGAAUUGGUCGAGGGCACGUGUAAGCCUUUCUCUUCUAGUGGAGGCUGGAUAUUAUCAACAGACCUGGUGCAGCCAGAGGAAGACACGCUCGAGAUCGUCCAGCGUGACUUUAUGAGCCGCUGCAAGACAGAAUGUGAAACGGUUUCAAGAGCAUGUCAUGACACACUAGGCGAUGUAGACACCGAUGUCGCUGAGUUGCUCUAUCAAGGCUCUCUCACACAAGCACAGCUCAUCAACAAGGUGUGUUAUGAGAUGACGGAUGCGUGUAAGAGGAAGCGCUCACUCACCAAACCUCACAAGGAGGAAGCGUUUGCACCCAUGCCGGAGAAAGAAUACGACAUGUUCAAGAUGAUUGAGGAAACCAAUUACGGUGGUGGCCGUGGUGGUCUCAGCUUGUACAGCCGUGAAGACAUCGCUGAGUCCUUGGGUGGUGAUGAUGUCGGACAACAACAGCAGCAGCAGCAGCAGUACACAGAUGACCAGUAUUCUUCCGACUCAAUGGAGGGUGACUAUGAUCAAGGUUAUUAUGCACAAGAUGAGUAUGCGGAGUUACCACCAGAUGACUGGGUAUCUCGGAUUGUAUGGAAUGUACAGAACACAGCAAGGUGGGUUCAGUCAUUUUUCUCCGAGGAUGCAUACAGCAACGAUGAGCUGUGAUGGCAGCAUGCUCAACCACUGGAGCCUUGAGAAUAGCACUUGAAUUGUCUUUCUGCUGGUCCAAUUUUCUAUAUCGGCCUAUUGUUUUCCACGCCUGCCCAUUUUGCUAGGCUGCCUUACUGCUGGAUGUUUGUGUUUUGCCCUUGCCCAAAAUGCUUUGCUACCUUGCUGCUUUUGCUGUUUCUAAAAUUUUAAUGCUGGCUGAGUAAAAGUCAUGCACUCUG